Messenger RNA from Cynara cardunculus var. scolymus (artichoke), 2233 nucleotides. Its product is annotated as DNA (cytosine-5)-methyltransferase DRM2-like. Bases 301 to 2094 code for a protein of 597 amino acids. Lineage: Eukaryota; Viridiplantae; Streptophyta; Magnoliopsida; Asterales; Asteraceae. Gene Ontology annotation, cellular component: nucleus. The record is from RefSeq and is a predicted model, not a curated record. The transcript is spliced from 10 exons. Gene Ontology annotation, molecular function: DNA (cytosine-5-)-methyltransferase activity.
AUCAAGUUUCGGAACAUGUGUAAAUGAACUUUUACUUGCUUUCUCCUCUAUCAAUUGAAUAAAUCUUUACUUUUGUUUAAUUAUUGAUAACUAGUAUGGCCAGCUGACGAUGAAUUUCACCCAAUUUGUAGUUCACAUGUUUUGAUUAAUUUUUUCUUCAAUUUUUGGUCUGUUUCGUAUGGCAGGAAGUGCAUUUUGGAAAUUAGCUUCAAAAUUGUCGAGGGUUUUAGGCUAAUCGGGGAAUCUUCUUCUUGAACAGAUUGAGAGCUUUACUUGUGCAAGCGUAAAGGUUAUCGAGAAAUGGAUGGGAAUGCCUCUGGUGAGGACUAUGAGAAUAUUGAUUGGGAUACCGAAGAUGAACUUGAAAUCCAAAACAUAGUCCCAUCGACUUGUUCAAAUUUGGUAACUCGGAAUGCAUCUAUUGUUGGUAAUGGGGAGGCGAGCUCAUCGGCAGGCCCUUCAAACCCCAAUUUGCUUCAGCAUUUUCUAGGGAUGGGGUUCUCGGAACAAUUGAUUGUAAAAGCAAUUAAAGAAAAUGGGGAGGCCAACACGGAAUCGAUACUUGAAUCUCUACUUACGUACGCGGCACUUGAAGACUCUCCCGAUGAACUCAACCCGUGUCAUCUCAACUCUCCUCAGCAACAACAAUGUGUAGAUAAUGGUCAAUUGUCUUCCGACUAUGAUGAGAGCUUUCUUGACGAUAUCUCUGAGUCGGAUAGUUGGUCCGGUAGUGAAGUAGCCGAAAUUGAUAGUUCGUUACCUGAACAUGAGAAAGCAUUAUUGUCCUUAGCAAAUAUGGGGUAUACGGUAGAAGAGGCUUCAGCAGCCGUGGCUAGAUGCGGUCCCGAAGCCACGAUUGCAGAACUAACUGAUUUUAUUGGUGCCGCUCAAAUGGCAAAGACGGAAGAUGUCUUCUUUGAGGAGGAGAAACCGAAGAUCUCGAUUGGCGCAAAUGGGGGACUUAAAAAGAGGAAAUUGUACGAGCUUGAACUUUGGAAAAGAAAGAAGCGUAAAGGUCUGAUAAACGAAGAGGACGAUGUUCUUCGUCUUCCGAACCCGAUGAUCGGGUUUGGUGUCCCUACCGAUACUAUGGUGGUAACUCAUAGAACGCUCCCAGAAGCCGCCAUUGGACCUCCGUUUUUCUACUAUGAAAACGUUGCAUUAGCUCCAAAAGGAGUUUGGGACACCAUUUCUCGCUUCCUUUAUGACGUUCAGCCGGAGUUUGUUGACUCUAAGUACUUCUGUGCGACUGCAAGAAAACGAGGAUACGUUCAUAAUCUCCCGAUCCAUAACAGAUUCCCGCUUCUUCCUCUUCCUCCGCGGACUAUAAAUGACGCAUUACCGUUGACAAAAAGGUGGUGGCCGGAAUGGGAUAAACGAACGAAACUCAACUGCUUACAAACUGUUAUCGGAAGUGCCAAAUUGACGGAUAGGAUCCGGAAGGCUCUAGAAAAGUGGGGUGAUGAUCCACCACUGCAUGUGCAGAAGUAUGUUAUCGAGGAAUGCCGGAAGUGGAACUUGGUAUGGGUAGGGAAGAACAAGCUUGCGCCAUUGGAGCCCGAUGAGUUCGAAAUGUUGUUGGGAUUUCCGAGAAACCAUACGAGAGGAGGAGGUAUAAGUAGGACGGAUAGAUACAAAUCGCUUGGCAACUCAUUUCAGGUAGAUACAGUAGCGUAUCAUCUCUCUGCACUGAAGGACAUGUUUCCAAACGGUUUAAACUUGCUGUCUCUCUUCUCGGGCAUCGGAGGUGCCGAAGUUGCUCUCCACAGACUCGGGAUUCCUCUGAAAAACGUGGUCUCGGUCGAAAUCUCGGAAGCUAAUCGAGACAUCGUCAGGAGUUGGUGGGAACAAACCAACCAAAAAGGUAACCUCAUUCACUUGGCCGACGUUCAACAACUUAACGGUGACCGGCUCGAACAAUUCAUGGGUUCGUUUGGCGGGUUUGAUCUCAUUGUCGGUGGCAGUCCGUGCAAUAAUCUCGCGGGCAGUAACAGGGUUAGCCGAGACGGACUCGAAGGCGAACAAUCGUCGCUAUUUUACGAUUAUUUUCGUAUCCUUGAUCUAGUUAAAUGCAUCAUGAAUAAACAACAAUGAUUCAUUCUUCAAAGGGCUAAACUCAGAUUGAUGCUUAGAUUGAUGAACCCUUUUUAUGUGUUGAUUUAGAUUUGGUAGUUCUAUUUGAAGUUUGAACCAUUUGGAAGAAAUAACCAAAAAAUUAUUGACUUUUCUCUCC